Canis lupus familiaris (dog) is the source of this 2321-nucleotide messenger RNA. RefSeq names its product dolichyldiphosphatase 1 (gene DOLPP1). The record is from RefSeq and is a predicted model, not a curated record. Lineage: Eukaryota; Metazoa; Chordata; Mammalia; Carnivora; Canidae. Gene Ontology annotation, molecular function: dolichyldiphosphatase activity. The transcript has 8 exons. Gene Ontology annotation, cellular component: endoplasmic reticulum membrane; intracellular membrane-bounded organelle. The coding region runs from base 86 to 844 and encodes 252 amino acids. Gene Ontology annotation, biological process: lipid biosynthetic process; protein N-linked glycosylation.
CGGCGCCUCCCCGGCGUGAUAGGUCAGGACCACCGCCCCCCUGGCUCCCCAUUGGCUACUCGGCGAAGCCCGGUCUCCGGGUAAGAUGGCAGCGGACGGACAGUGCUCGCUCCCCGCUUCAUGGCGGCCGGUGACCCUCACCCACGUCGAAUAUCCUACAGGUGAUCUCUCUGGCCACCUCCUUGCCUACCUGAGCCUCAGCCCUGUGUUCGUCAUUGUUGGUUUCGUGACCCUCAUCAUAUUCAAGCGGGAGCUACAUACGCAGGCACACAGAGGCCCGGGUGACAGCACAUCUUCCUGGCAGAUUUCAUUCCUCGGGGGCCUGGCACUGAACGAGGGGGUCAACUGGCUGAUCAAACACGUCAUCCAGGAGCCACGGCCCUGUGGAGGCCCCCACAUGGCAGUGGGCACCAAGUACGGAAUGCCCUCCAGCCAUUCCCAGUUUAUGUGGUUCUUCUCCGUCUAUUCUUUCCUUUUCCUGUAUUUAAGAAUGCACCAAACAAACAACGCCAGGUUCCUGGACUUGCUGUGGAGGCACGUGCUCUCCCUGGGUCUCCUCACCGCGGCCUUUCUAGUCUCCUAUAGCAGGGUCUACCUGCUGUACCACACCUGGAGCCAGGUGCUCUAUGGGGGCAUUGCUGGGAGCCUCAUGGCCGUCGCCUGGUUCGCCUUCACCCAGGAGGUCCUCACCCCGCUGUUCCCUAGGAUAGCAGCCUGGCCUAUCUCUGAGUUCUUCCUAAUCCGAGACACGAGCCUCAUUCCCAACGUACUCUGGUUUGAGUACACAGUAACCCGGGCAGAAGCCAGGAACAGACAGCGUAAGCUGGGGACGAAAUUGCAGUGACUGAUGAGUCCAGACCUGGCCUGCGUGAUGCCUUGCAGGAUGGACAGAAUGACAGUCAGAGGGACGAAGCAGAGACCUCUACAGACCCAAGUCACCAAGUGGAGCCUUUUUUUUCUUAUUUUAAUUUUAACGAACAAGGUGGACCAAAGGGCCGAGCCAGCCCCUCAGCCCAGGACCCUGGAGGGCCUGCUGCCAGGGGGCUACACGGCCAGAGACCCUCGCUGUGCUGCUGCCCACCCCUAGCUGGGCGGAAAGUGCCCUUGGCGUAGGCACCGGGGCGUGGUGUAGAGGAGGAGGGCUCACACCUCUGGUCACAGGGCCAGGAAAUCCAGGUGGCGUGAAAAAUACACACUAUUUAUUUUUUGAUUUUGUCAAGGCGGACGGGCUUUUGGAGAUGGGGCCAGGAGGGCCUGCCUGCUCGGCCGCGGUUGCCCUACGUACAGAGGAGGGGCCAAGGUCAGCUUCCCGGGCCCUUUGCCCUGGCCCAGGGGACAGACCGCCUUUCCCUGGGCUAGAGAGGUGGCCUGGGGGCCCAGGAGGAGGGGAGCGCCCCCACGCCCUCCCGGCCACCAAUGCCAUUCCAGAACCUUGUUCAGUGUUUCCUUGUCUGGGGGGGCAGAGCCCCGAGAGUGCGCAUCUGGCGGCUGCUAUCAUUGUGCUCUACCCCGAAUCGACCCUGCACCACAAGGGCUUUCUCUGGUCCCCUGUCCCCAAGACAAUGGUCCCCUUCUGACAAAAGAGCCUGCACAUGUGGGUGAGCAAACCCAGGCUGUUUACAGCUCUUUUUUUGUCCUGCCAUCCAGUAGCAGUUAGCUGUCAACUCCACCCAAAAGUGCAGAGGAACCAGGAGCCAGUGAGGGGAGCAGAGCUGUGGGUACCUAAUGUCUCUGCCCUCCCCUCCCUCCCUCCCUUCUUCUUCUCUCCCCAACCCCUCCUCUUCUUUCCCCUCUCUCUGAACACUCCCUUGUCCUCUCGACACCCUCCCAGAGCCUGGGCACUUGCUGAGGCAUCCUUAAGCCUGUGUCCGGGGUAUGGGUGCACAGAUCCCCACUGUCCAGUGUGGAGGGCGGCUACUCCUGAAGGAACCCAAUCUCUUAAGUCACUCUCAAAUGGAGUAAGAGAUGCUUCCAGACUCCUUGGAAGUUUCUAGAACUGAACCAGGCUGCUUGGGACCUGUAUUCCCUCCCCCCUCAACCCUUUUUCUUUGUGGAGGUUCCUAAUCUGCUGCUGAAGCACAAUAUUUUGGUGCUUUCUUUUCUCAUUUGUUAAAGACAGUCUCCAAAAGCCAUUCCAGAUGCCAGGACCAGGGGCCUAUUUCUGGGGAAGGUUGGUCAGUCCCUACAUUUUCCUCCCCUUCCUUUCUUAUUUUUAUUUUGUACUUUUUGCCUGAGACAAGCCAAGUGUGAGGUGGUUUGAUUUAAGAAAAAUCAAUGAAAUUGUUUACUAUUGUUUUAAAAUAAAAUCUUGAACUCUGGCA